Molecule: messenger RNA, 963 nt
Organism: Seminavis robusta
Lineage: Eukaryota; Bacillariophyta; Bacillariophyceae; Naviculales; Naviculaceae
Source: the annotation of a GenBank genome assembly
AUGAUGAGCCACCACCACCAUGACGAAGACGACGACAAGCAAGUGUGUGCUAUUUGCUUGGCCAAUCUGUUCACUAGUAGCACUAGCAAUCAUCAUCAUCAUCAUCAUACAGUAGGAGCCGUCGUCCCUUGUGGUCAUUGCCUUCACGCGUCCUGCUUUCGACAAUGGCAACAAUCCAGCUACAAUCAGGGACGCAAUCAUUGCAAUUGUCCCAUUUGCAAUGCUCCUGCAAAAACCUUUGUCACACUUUUCUUGGAAGAACCAUCAGACAACAACAAGGAUACCACUAGUAAUAUGCACACCACAAGAACUCCCAAGCGUAGCAAUCAUACUAGCAAUGUCAUGUCAGGUACGGGAAUACCUUCCCGAAAUGGAACUGCGACGGUUGCAACUGGGAAUUCCAAUGCCAUGGAUCCUACCACCAGCAACAACACUACUACUACCAAUGGAGGAGGCGGAGAAGAAGAACUCCAAGAACUGUUGGCCCAUCAAGAACGGAUCAAGAACAAACUCAAGCGAUACAAACGACGCAAUCGCACUCUCCAACAAGAGUUGCAGUCGGAACGACAAGAAAUGGAAGACAUGCUACUCUCCACCAUUCAAAACUUUUACAAAAUCAUGGACAAACACGACGAAGAACGACACCGUUGGACGUCGUCGACACUCGAAUUACGGCACGAAUUGGAUGCCACCCUGGCGACAUUGCAGCAAGAACGACUGGCUCACAUGUUGCAAAAGAAACUCAUGGAACAGGAUUUGGACCUGUUGCGACGGGAUUGUCAUGUGGCGCAACAACGCGUCACGGCGGCCACGGAAGGAUUGGCACAACUCAAAGUGCACAAUCGACAACGACAAUCUACAGUGCACCAAUUGUUGCAAGAAAAGGCGCGACUCGUAGAAGACAACCGGAAGCUCAAACAGGUAGUGGCAAUCGUAGGAGGGGCCGAAGUGGCGUUGUGGUAG